CCAACUGCCUUUUUCAGAUUACCUCCGAUUUCUACCACUCUCGCCGGUGCUCCGAUCAUCUCCGCACGAUUCAUUUCCGAUUUGCUCUCUUCUUGCGUUUUUCUCCUCUCUAGCGGUAAGUGAGUCUUCUGGAGAAUGGGAGAUUGAACAAGUAAGAGAUUCACUGAUUGAGGAAGAGAGAAAAGUUAGUUAAAAAUGGCUCCUGUGAGUAAAGCUGAUAAGAAGGCAGCAGUAGAUGCUGCUGCGUGGAUGUUCAAUGUCGUCACUUCUGUUGGUAUCAUCAUUGUUAAUAAAGCUCUAAUGGCGACUUAUGGUUAUAGCUUUGCUACAACCUUAACCGGUUUACAUUUUGCUACAACGACUCUGAUGACGAUUGUUUUAAGAUGUCUUGGCUACAUUCAGCCUUCUCAUCUUCCGUUUACGGAGCUUUUGAGAUUUAUUCUGUUUGCGAAUUUCUCGAUUGUUGGAAUGAAUGUCAGUCUUAUGUGGAACUCUGUCGGUUUCUAUCAGAUUGCAAAACUCAGCAUGAUUCCUGUAUCCUGUUUGUUGGAAAUGGUUUUCGAUAAGAUUCGUUACUCCAGAGACACAAAGCUUAGCAUAGGACUGGUUCUUGUGGGUGUUGGUGUUUGCACUGUUACUGAUGUUAGUGUAAACACUAAAGGCUUUGUAGCUGCUUUUGUUGCCGUGUGGAGUACUGCUCUACAACAAUACUAUGUACAUUACCUUCAGCGCAAGUACUCGCUUAACUCAUUCAACCUAUUGGGACAUACCGCUCCAGCCCAAGCUGCAACAUUGCUGGUAGUUGGCCCAUUUCUUGAUUAUUGGCUGACAGAAAAAAGAGUAGACAUGUACGACUACAACUUGGUCUCAGUGCUGUUUAUAACCCUGUCGUGCACAAUAGCGAUCGGAACCAACCUAAGCCAGUUCAUCUGCAUUGGGAGGUUCACCGCUGUGUCUUUCCAAGUCCUGGGACACAUGAAGACGAUCCUGGUGCUGAUAAUGGGCUUCUUCUUCUUUGGUAGAGAAGGUCUAAACUUGCACGUGGUUGUUGGAAUGAUAAUUGCAGUACUGGGUAUGAUCUGGUACGGUAAUGCCUCUUCGAAGCCAGGAGGCAAAGAGCGACGAAACUAUUCUCUUCCAACGACCCGUCAACAGAAACUUGGAGCUGCUUCGGAUUCGGACGACAACGAAGACAAAGCCUAGUAGUAAGUAGUAAAUUAUCAGGAACAUCACAUAGUUACAUCUCUGUUUUGAAUUGUUCUGUUUUUUAGUUUAAUUUAUGAUUCUCGUGCUAAAUUUUGGUUUGGUGCAAAAGAAAGCGAUUUUUUCAUACAGACGCUUGAGAUUUUUGUAAUGCAUUUUUGCGGAAUCAAGUUACAUCAACGCACAGCUUCCCAUAUUGCAAUAAGAAAUUCAUUUAUUAUUU
Molecule: messenger RNA, 1426 nt
Organism: Arabidopsis arenosa
Lineage: Eukaryota; Viridiplantae; Streptophyta; Magnoliopsida; Brassicales; Brassicaceae
Source: the annotation of a GenBank genome assembly